UGCUACUCUGACGAGCGAUAGCGAUAACCGCGAGACGAAGAAGAAAAGGAAAAUAAAUUUUCGUGAAACUACGCUGUGCAUAAAAAAGUGAAUAAAUCGGUGAAAACGAAGCUGAAAACAUAGUAAAUGUUGAAAUAGUUUGGAGCGAAGUGUAAAAGACGCAAAAUACAUUUUAAAAGACUAUAUAACGGAAUUUUGUAAAGCUCGAAAAUUGUUAAGGUAGCAGUGGUAGUGACUAUAUGUCCAGGCCGCGUUCAUCUGUAAAAGCCGUGCAACACAGGCACGAGUCAAGCGAGGAGGAGGACGACGAAGAGGAGCAGCGCUCUCCGCGUCGCAAUAUGCAUUCAUACGGGGAUUCGAGCAUGGGCAGCGGUGUGCCCGCCUUUCUGGCCAAGCUCUGGCGUCUGGUGGAGGACCCCGAAACCAAUCAUUUGAUUUGUUGGACAAAGGAUGGCCACAGCUUUGUCAUACAAAACCAGGCGCAAUUCGCGAGGGAACUACUGCCGCUCAACUACAAGCACAACAACAUGGCCAGCUUCAUCAGGCAGCUGAAUAUGUAUGGAUUCCACAAGAUCACAUCGAUUGAGAAUGGCGGCUUGCGGUUCGAUCGCGACGAGAUUGAGUUCUCCCAUCCGUUCUUCAAGCGCAACUCUGCGUAUCUGCUGGACCAAAUAAAGCGAAAGAUAUCCAACAACAAGAAUGUGGAUGACAAGGCGGUGAUGAAGCCGGAGGCUGUGUCCAAGAUAUUGAACGAUGUGAAGGUGAUGCAGGGCCGGCAGGAUACCAUGGACUCGCGCUUCUCAGCCAUGAAGCAGGAGAACGAAGUGCUGUGGCGCGAGAUCGCCAGUCUUCGGCAGAAGCAUUCGAAGCAGCAGCAGAUAGUCAACAAAUUGAUACAGUUCCUCAUUUCGAUCGUGCAGCCAUCAAGGAAUAUGUCGGGAGUGAAGCGGCACAUGCAGCUCAUGAUCAAUGAUACGCCGGAAAAUGCACGCGCGCGUACCACCAGCGAAACGGAGAGCGAAGGUGGCAGUGGCCCUGUUAUACACGAGCUCAGCGAGGAGCUGCUAGACGAAGUAAUGAAUCCCUCGCCUAAUCGAUACGCCAACACCGCUCACUAUGACCAGGAGAGCGCCUCUCCGCACUCCGUUGAGCGUCCACAGUCAAUAAAUUUUGACUACUCCAAUCAGAGCGUCGAGGACUUGCUGCGGACUAACAAUGGAGGAGGUGGCAAUCUUCUGCAAGUGGGAGCUGGAGCUGCCUCCCCUCUGGCCGCUAGCUUGAGCCAGUCGCCGGCUGAACAAAUUGCCUAUACAGUGACCGAGCUCCCGGAUACUCAUGUCCAAGAGGUGUCCAGAAGUCCUGUCUACACCGAUGAGCAUAAUGUGCUCACGCCCCUGGUGCGUGAACAGCAGCGUGAGGAGGAGCGCCAGCAGCGCCAGCAGCUGAAGGAGAAAAACAAACAGCGGCGACAGGCCGGGGACCAAUUGCUUGCCGCCAACGCCAUCUUAGUCGAAGAAGGCUCUCCCAAGACUGUGCGCACGCGCUCCCAGCUCAAAACGGAUUCACAGUCCAAUGUGAUGCCGCAGCCUGUAUUCAUCAAGACAGAGCCCGAGCCCGAUACCGGAUUGCUAGACCUGAUGAAUGGCACGGACUCGGACAUGUACAACGUGAACUUUAUCAGCGAAGAUAUGCCGUCGAAUAUAUUUGAGGACUCCUCAACGCUCUCGACUGAUGUGGGAGGGGCUGACAAGCUGAAUCAGCAGCAGACAUUCGGCAAGUCCACAGUCGGCAGUGGAAAGUUUGCUGGCAACUUUGAUGUGCCCAUCACUGGCAGUAGCAGCAGCAGCAGCAGAUCUCUGCUAGACGCCAAUCAGGCAUCCACUUCGAGGGCAGCGGCAGCCACAAAGGCCACAGCCACUGAGGGCGAGGCAGCAGCCAUGGCUGUGGCCAAGUAUGCGGGCGAAAACAGUGCUGUUCGGGAGGGGAGCAAUGGUCCUCUGAUAAGGAUUAAUUCUGUGUUAGUAGCUGAGAAGCCUUUAUUAAGCCCCAGAGCGGUAGACAAUAAUCAAGAGGCCAUAUCCCCUUCUUACUGUUACAGUGACGAUGUCCAUGGGCAUUUGGAUAAUGUGCAAGAUGAGCUUGAGACCCUCAAGGAUUUGCUGCGUGGCGACGGCGUCUCCAUCGAUCAGAACAUGCUCUUGGGUGCUCUGGCUAGGACGUCCAUUUUGCAGCUGACCGAAGACGACCAGUUGAUAAAGCUCUUCAAUGACUCGGAACUACUGGACACCUACGGCCUAUCGUUUCCCAUUGACAGCAUGAGCGGUGACAAGAAAGCUUCGAACGGUUCGCAAAUGAUGGCCUAUCAGCCCAGCCCGUACGAUCUAUCCGACAUACUGGACACAGACGACAAUGAAAAGAGCCAGGAGCCCAUCAGUCGUCAGUCGUUUCAAACGCAGAGUUCAGUUUUGAAUACACCGCGACACGAUUUUUAAUUCAGAGAAUUUUGAGAGAAAUUGCAUCACCCAAUAGCUGCUCAGAAAAUGAACAAAUGAGCAGUUAGAAGUUUUCGAAGUGUUGAUUAUCUCUUAUACUUAUUAGUUGAUCUAUAUUUGUAAUCAAAUUAAUAUUAAUAUGAAUAUUCAUUGAUGUCUCUGUAUGUGCCUUUUGCACUAUAUAUAUAAUAUAUAGCCCUAACCCUAACCAUAGACCCACUCUAGUUGUAUAGACGAGAAGAAGAACCAGUUUAAUAUUUACGAGAUAUUCAGUUUUUUAAUCGGUGAAAAGUGCGAGAGCCCCCCACAGACACACGCACACGUGUCGGGUCUCUCCGUUAGAUAAAUUUGUAGUUUUUGCGCUAAACGAAGAUAACGAUUAAAUGUUACUCUGAUUUGUAUACAAGGUAUAAGAUCCUUAUCUUUUUUUGUAGUUUAUACGUUUUACACACUAAUUUUAAAAUAAUGGAAUAAUAAAAUACAUACUAUUCUGUGCUGCAUCCCUCGCGAGCAGCAAUUGAAA
Messenger RNA from Drosophila obscura, 3015 nucleotides. It is a transcript of the gene Hsf, whose product is annotated as heat shock factor protein. The transcript is spliced from 8 exons. Gene Ontology annotation, molecular function: DNA-binding transcription factor activity; sequence-specific DNA binding. The record is from RefSeq and is a predicted model, not a curated record. Gene Ontology annotation, biological process: regulation of DNA-templated transcription. The coding region runs from base 240 to 2492 and encodes 750 amino acids. NCBI's taxonomy places the organism in Eukaryota, Metazoa, Arthropoda, Insecta, Diptera, Drosophilidae.